GUUUGUUUAAAUACCGGCCUCGGAAGUAUUGGCCCCAUUCAGAAUCAGCCUCAGCGCCAUGUUUCUUCUGACUUCAGUCUUGGUAGCAGUUGUCUGCCUUUUGAUGGUGUGGAUCUUUCAAAAUGCUGAUGGAGGCACCCAGAGGAGGAAGGGGGAGCCUAGAGCCAUGGCGGAGGCUCGCCCCUGGGUGGAUGAAGACUUGAAAGACAGCACUGACGUCCACCAGCUGGAAGAAGACGCUGACGACUGGCAAGUGUCAGAGGAAGAGGUGGAACACAUCCCAUUCUCCCACACCCGGUAUCCUGAGAAGGAAAUGCUUAAGAGAUCCCAGGAAUUUUAUGAACUUCUCAAUAAGAGACGGUCUGUUAGAUUCAUAAGUAAUGAGCAAGUCCCAAUGGAAGUGAUUGAUAAUGUCAUCAAAGCAGCAGGAACAGCCCCAAGUGGGGCCCACACAGAGCCCUGGACCUUUGUGGUUGUGAAGGACCCAGACGUGAAGCAUAAGAUUCGGGAGAUCGUUGAGGAGGAAGAGGAAAUAAACUACUUGAAGAGGAUGGGACCUCAAUGGGUUUCAGACCUGAAGAAACUGAGGACCAAAUGGAUUAAGGAGUACUUGGACACAGCGCCUGUUUUGAUUCUCAUUUUCAAACGAGUACACGGUUUUGCUGCAAAUGGCAAGAAAAAGAUCCACUACUAUAACGAGAUCAGUGUUUCCAUCGCGUGUGGCGUCCUCCUAGCUGCCCUGCAGAACGCGGGACUGGUGACUGUCACGACCACUCCUCUCAACUGUGGCCCCCGUCUGAGGGUGCUCCUGAACCGCCCUGCAAAUGAAAAGCUGCUAAUACUGCUCCCUGUGGGGUACCCCAGCGAAGAGGCCACGGUGCCUGACUUCGCACGGAAACCUCUGGAUCAGAUCAUGGUGACUGUGUAGGCAGGACACAGGCAGGGACGUGCUGGAAG
Delphinapterus leucas (beluga whale) is the source of this 957-nucleotide messenger RNA. It is a transcript of the gene IYD, whose product is annotated as iodotyrosine deiodinase. Gene Ontology annotation, molecular function: oxidoreductase activity. NCBI's taxonomy places the organism in Eukaryota, Metazoa, Chordata, Mammalia, Artiodactyla, Monodontidae. The record is from RefSeq and is a predicted model, not a curated record. Gene Ontology annotation, biological process: thyroid hormone metabolic process. Gene Ontology annotation, cellular component: plasma membrane.